AUGCAUCAACCACCGGGAUAUCAAAACAAGGAACUUCCAGACUAUGUGUGCAAGCUCAACAAAGCCAUUUAUGGCUUGAAACAGGUUUCUCGUGCCAGGAACUCUCGCUUUGCUACUUUUGUCACUAACAUGGGUUUCAAAUGCAGUCACAGUGAUGCCUCCCUUUUCAUAUUCAACAAAGGAUCACGCCGAGCUUCUCUUCUUCUCUGCGUAGAUGACAUUAUCCUGACUGCGUCUGAUGACAAAUUCCUCAACCAGAUUAUUGCGAAGUUACAAACAGAGUUUCCAGUGUCCGAUUCUGGUAAACUACACUUCUUUCUUGGUGUUAAAGCUGGGUUCAUCAAUGGCGGCAUCUUCCUCAGUCAAAAAGCCUAUGCUACAUACAUUAUUAAUCACGCUGGUAUGAAGGACUUCAAACCUCUGGCUACUCCCGUGGACUUAAACUUAAAGCUCAUGGCUGAUGUAGGUGAACGAGUUCCGGAUCCUACUCAAUAUUGCAGACUUGCGGGCGCUCUUCAAUAUUUAGCAGUCACUCGUCCAGAUAUAUCAUAUGCAGUUCAUCAGAUAUGUCUCUAUAUGCAUGAUCCGAGACUUCCUCAUCUUCAUGCUCUCAAGCGCAUUAUACGAUAUCUCCAAGGAACGUCAGGCUUUGGCUUACAACUCCUCAAAGGGCGCAUCGAUGAACUCGUAGCUUACUCAGACGUGGACUGGGCUGGCUUUCCUGAUACUCGUCGCUCUACCUCUGGAUGCUGCGUGUUCUUAGGCUCUAACCUCAUCUCUUGGUCUUCAAAAAGACAGCCUACCACUUCUCGCUCAAGUGCAGAGUCAGAGUAUAAAGGUAUAGCCAAUGCAGUAGCUGAGCUCACUUGGAUACACAAUCUCUUGCUCGAGCUGGGUUAA
Molecule: messenger RNA, 900 nt
Organism: Brassica napus (rape)
Lineage: Eukaryota; Viridiplantae; Streptophyta; Magnoliopsida; Brassicales; Brassicaceae
Exons: 1
Coding region: 1-900 (299 amino acids)
Source: RefSeq, a predicted model, not a curated record